Messenger RNA from Serpula lacrymans var. lacrymans S7.9, 456 nucleotides. RefSeq lists its product as uncharacterized. The transcript has a single exon. NCBI's taxonomy places the organism in Eukaryota, Fungi, Basidiomycota, Agaricomycetes, Boletales, Serpulaceae. The record is from RefSeq and is a predicted model, not a curated record. The annotation marks the transcript as partial.
GUCUUGUAUUUAACUCGUCAAAGUGGUUUCAAUGUCACUAUUUCGUCUCAUUCCAUGUCCUUUAUGCGUGACAACACUCUCUUGUUCACUGCAACUAUCAAUGACAACAAUGCAGCAUUUCUUGAUGGAUCUACUGCUGCUUGUGUUGAAUUGGGACAUUUUACUGCGACUAUACCACUUGAUUUGAUGCUCUGGCAUCGCAGAUUGGCUGACCACCAUCAUGCUGAUGUCAAGAGACUGAUACAGAGAGAUCUGGUCACUGGGCUUACACUGGAAUCCAAGGCUGCUCCUGAUCCUGUCUGUGAACUGUGCUUGUCUGGCAAGAUGCAUGCCAAUCCAUUCCCCUCAUCUGAUACUCGCUCUGCUCAUCCUUUGGACCUCAUCCAUUCUGAUGUACACCAAGUCUCUUCCCCCACAUUCUCUGGUUAUCGCUACUGGGUCACCUUCAUUGACGAU